Messenger RNA from Apiotrichum porosum, 987 nucleotides. RefSeq lists its product as uncharacterized. Gene Ontology annotation, cellular component: nucleus; protein-DNA complex. Gene Ontology annotation, biological process: base-excision repair, AP site formation; DNA alkylation repair. The record is from RefSeq and is a predicted model, not a curated record. Gene Ontology annotation, molecular function: DNA-3-methyladenine glycosylase activity; alkylated DNA binding; DNA-7-methylguanine glycosylase activity. Lineage: Eukaryota; Fungi; Basidiomycota; Tremellomycetes; Trichosporonales; Trichosporonaceae. The coding region runs from base 1 to 987 and encodes 328 amino acids. The transcript is spliced from 4 exons.
AUGUCUGUCGUUCCCGAUUUAACAAUACACGACCCAACGUCACCCGUUGAUGAUCAAGCUCUUCCCCACUCGCACCACUUGGCUCUCUACUCACCAGACCACCCGAUGCCUCCCAAGCCUUUUCUUCCAGCCCGCGUUACGCGCUCGCGCUCCUCUGCGCUCUUAGUGACGCCGUCUGCAUCCGUCACGACCGUGUCUGCCAUCGCCGUCCCGUCAGUUGAGGUCGACGCAGCGGUCUGCCCUCCACCUCGCAAGAAGGCCAAACGCACCGUAAAGAACGAAGUCAAGGCUGAACCGUCGGUCCCAAGGGCACCCCGCACACCCCCACCACCUUUCUCCCUCCCCGCCGACGAGGAGAUCGCCGAGGCUCUCAUUGCUGAUAUUCUUCCAGUCGGUGACCUAGGUGUCCAGAAAGGCCUCCUGCGUUGGGUCCUCGCUGCACACGGCGAACUGCCUCCUUCGACACCGAAGACACCGAAGACGCCAAAGUCGCCAAAGGGUACUCCCAAGAAACGAACUGCCAACUCCACUCCUCUCACCGCUACACCUCUGCCAUCACAAGCCUCGCAGACUACCGAGAUCGAUCUGUCCUCAUCACAGCGCACUGAGACGACAGAUGUCAACCGGUCGUCAACACCGCCUCCGACCCUCACCCCUUCAAAACCGCCAGCAACACCGUCCAACUUCCCCUCGACACCUGGCCCGCCGCCUGUUACACCGAGUGCCAGUACCAAUCCGAUGCUCCCACCGAAGGCGCCUGACUCGAUCCUUGCGACUCCCGAGGGCUGGGAUCACAUAUGUGCUCAUCGAGCGGCCCCCUUGCCACCAGGGCUGAGUCUGAAUGAACUCAAGGCGCGGCUCGCUGGCAAAAAGGCCAAAGGCGGCGUUUAUCUUCUUCCCGCAGAGAUGGAAACGCUCACCGAUGCUUGGCGACCUUACCGCUCUGUCGCCGCCUGUUACACCUGGUCCAUGGCAGGAGAGAACUAG